Ziziphus jujuba (common jujube) is the source of this 1684-nucleotide messenger RNA. RefSeq lists its product as uncharacterized. Gene Ontology annotation, cellular component: endomembrane system. The coding region runs from base 101 to 1213 and encodes 370 amino acids. The transcript has 11 exons. Lineage: Eukaryota; Viridiplantae; Streptophyta; Magnoliopsida; Rosales; Rhamnaceae. The record is from RefSeq and is a predicted model, not a curated record.
CCAACUCGGUCCCUUCCUGUUCUUCCCAAUUCUCAGAGCCACAGAUCAGACCCUCGUUCUCUCUCUCCUCUCUCUUUCCCUCUCCAUCUGUAUACCAGAGAUGGACUUUCACAGUUUCAAUUUGCUUGUUAUCUUCUUCCUUCUCUGCUCGCGAGCUGGGGCCGAAGGUACUGGAUCUGUAUUCUUUGUCGAUGGCUCCGGUAAUCAGUUUAUUCGCAAUCCUUCUCCGAACGAUGUCGACAAGCCUGAUUCAAUGGUGGCCAUGGAAGUUGGUGCCGCAGUCUCAGUUUUGCUUGGUCUUGCUCCACCUUCUACACUUUCUGCGGCUAGCUCAUCUAAGUUGAAUGAGGUUCUCCAGCCUAAUCCUUUCAAUAGGCCUCGUGCUGUUUUCAUGCUGGAAGUUAGAGGAAUUGAUGAUCCUAGUCUUGUAGUCAAAGGUGAUUCCAUUCUCAGCGAUGCCUAUGGUAGUAAGAUUGUUUUUUAUUCAAAGGAAGCCGAGAUUCAAUUGCCAGAUGAAGAUGAGGUAGCUGUGGUAUCUUUGGAUGAGCCACUGGCAGAUUGUACUGAUAGAGAAAUCUCAGAUUUUGCAACUUGGAUGGGUGGAUCAUAUGUAGUUGAUAUGCUGGAACCAUUGAACGGAGAGUUGACUAUUCCAUUGGGCAGUGGUGCCAAUGCAAAGUUUCAUAUGUCAAAGAAAGCUGACAGGGAGUUUAUAGUGAGUCUUCUAUCUCUUAUCCACAAUUUUAGACGGGCAAUAGAACUGCAUGAAGAUUUAUCUCAAGGCACACAACAUCCUGCUGAGUUAGUGACUGGUCAUUAUGAUGGCAUUAAGGUCUUGCAAGAGCAAUAUGGAACUGAAGCCAUUGCUCAACAUGGAAAGGAGUUACUACUUGCUACAUUGACCAAGAUAUCUAAUUCAUUGCAAAAUGCACACAAAGGUCAUAUUGUUGGUGUUAUCUCCUUCUAUAAAUCAUCUCCUCUGGAAUCAGGCAAGAUGUUGAAUUUGAGGUUUAUUCCUCGGCCAUCUGCACGUUGGUUAGAAGAAACAAAAGUCCCUCAUGAUCUGAAGGUUGAAGUUGUGUUGGUUAGACGGACACUUGCUUGGAUCACGGGGAUUAUACUCAUCAUUGCAACUCUCUUAGGGGUAUACUUCCUGUUGAACAUGCCACUCACAAGGGAUACCCUCCUGUAUUCCAAUGUUAAGCUUGACUAAGCAUGAAGGAGUUCCUAAUUACCAGAAGAGGCUCAGGUUGCCAUUGAUCCUCCUAUGCAUGUGUUUUAUGUAGAUGAAUCAUGCAGAUAUCCAUGUUUCCAUUGUCGCGUGAAACCCGUUCCGUGUUUUAUGAUAUUAAAACAGGUAGCUAUAGUUAAUCUGAGUUUUCACAUUAAGGCAUUGGUGGCUAGAUCAAGGAGGAAUUGGCAUUAUAAAGAGAAGUUAAUUGGUCUAGACCUUUUUUGGUUUUUUAAAUGUAAAGCAUGAAACUAGGCAGUGGGGUGAGCGAUACUUAAGCAAAUUUAUAUUACUAUGUGCAUUUGCUGGUUGAGGAAUUGUUGUGAUGUGUAUUUGUUUAAAAUCUAGAUUUUUCUCAUUUUGUAUUGUAGCUUCUGAAUUAUGAAUAAUGAAAAACGCAUUCGAUUUUUAUUUGUCGUGAUGACCAAUAAAAUUUCCUUUUUUAUUCAUGCA